Molecule: messenger RNA, 755 nt
Organism: Parasteatoda tepidariorum (common house spider)
Lineage: Eukaryota; Metazoa; Arthropoda; Arachnida; Araneae; Theridiidae
Source: RefSeq, a predicted model, not a curated record
AUGUCUCGAUUGUCUAAACAACAAUGUGAGCUGCGUACAUUGUGGAAUGUACUUAUUGUGCCACAUUGUUCACCUUAUGACAAGGGUGCCUUUCGAAUCGAAAGGAUCAUUCCGUAUGACUAUCCUUUCAUACCACUGAAAAUAUUAUUUCAAACAAAGAUUUAUCAUCCGAAAGUUGAUGAGGAAGGAUAUAUCCAUUUGGAAAUUUUAAGUAAAUAUUGGAGCCCUUCAACACAAAUAGAACAGGUUUUUCGAUGUCUCAUAGCCGUUGUCAAUAAACCAUAUCAUAUCAGUGUAAAAAGUGAGGUGGAAUUUUUUAAAAAAGCAAUGGAAAUGACAGAAAAUUUCUCUGAGAGAAGACCUGAUGAUACCGAUAGACCACUGCCCAAAGAAGUGGGUAAAAUCGCUAAUAGACUGAGAAUAGAACUCGAAGAAAUAAAAGCAGCAAAUGUGAAGUGUUUUGAGAAAAUACGCGUAAAUGAUAUUUGGACAUGGAAUGGACUUCUGGUGCCCGAUUGCGCUCCAUACAACAAAGGUGACUUUAGGUUCGAAGUUAACAUCCCCCCUGAGUAUCCUCAUGCAUCCCCAAAAAUAUAUUUUCGAACUAAAAUAUAUCACCCGAACGUUAACGAUUCCGGAGAAGUUGAUAUGCGUGAAACCUGCAUCGAAUGGAACAGCACAAGAAAGAUGAUUGACGUCUUCCAAGUUCUUCGCUGACUUCUUAGUGAGCCUGAUGCUAAUCACUUUCGUUUCUC